Messenger RNA from Thlaspi arvense, 1008 nucleotides. The record is from the annotation of a GenBank genome assembly. NCBI's taxonomy places the organism in Eukaryota, Viridiplantae, Streptophyta, Magnoliopsida, Brassicales, Brassicaceae.
AUGAUGGACGCAACGUCUGAAUCAGAAAGAACAAGCUUAGACCUAUCGAUUUCAUCACCAAAACAAGCUUACUACGUUGAGAGCCCAUCAAGCGUGUCCCAAGUACUAUACGAUGGUGAUAAAUCAUCUUCCUCUGCUUCCUUGAUUCAGAUUCAAACCCCAAACUACACCAUCCUCACGGAGUCACGUCUCUCUUCCUCAAGCCGAACCUCCAAUGGAACCAGCGGUGUGGGAUUCCGGUGGAAAGGAAGCUCUCGGAGGAGAGACAUGUAUUGGCUUGAGAGGCCUUACACGAUUGAUGAAGAGGAAGUUUAUGAAGAUAGCAACAGAGGAUUAUCUGUGGGACAAUGCAGAGCCGUGAUGGUGAUAUUAGGGAUUGUGGUUGUGUUCUCUGUUUUCUGCUCUGUUUUGUGGGGAGCUUCUCAUCCUUUCUCUCCUAUCGUCUCUGUCAAGAGCUUUAAUCUCCAUAGCUUUUACUACGGAGUAGGUAUAGACAGAACAGGAGUCGCCACCAAGAUUCUGAGCUUUAACAGCUCAGUGAAAGUGACAAUAGACAGUCCUGCUCCUUACUUUGGUAUCCAUGUCUCUUCUUCUGCUUUCAAUCUCACCUUCUCUGCUCUCACUCUCGCCACUGGUCAGGUACUACUCUGUUGUUUUCAGAUUUCACUCAUUGCUCCUUAUCGUCAUCGUAAUCUGAUUAUCAAAUCUUGGUUUGUGAAGCUUAAGAGUUAUUACCAACCAAGAAAGAGUAAGCACAUAGCCAUUGUGAAGCUCAUAGGCGUAGAGGUUCCUCUGUAUGGAGCAGGACCAAACUUAGCUGCUUCCGACAAGAAGGGAAGAGUUCCGGUGAAGUUGGAGUUUGAGAUCAGAUCACAAGGGAAUCUUUUGGGAAAGCUUGUGAAGUCGAAGCACCUGAAUCACAUCUCAUGCUCCUUCUUCAUCUCUUCCUCCAAAACCACAAAACCAAUACAAUUUACUCAUAAGACCUGUAAACUCAAUACCAAGUAA